UAUUUACUACAUCUACAUGUAUCAGUUGCUAUAACAACAAAUUGAUUUUUCAAUAUUCAAGCCAUGGAGAUACCUACAGGAGAAGAUGACCCAUCAACAGCAGCUAACCCUGACCCUGCCCCUGUCCCUAUCCCUGUCCCUACAGUGACCAUUGAGUUUGAUCUGGGUGACGGUGUGUGUGUGAGGAGUGACUGGACAAUACAGGACACAGUGGAGACCAUGAAGAAAAGGUUGGCACUGGAUCACAACCUCUCCCUAGCUGAUAUCACCAUCUCUUAUAAUGGUGAGCAGCUGUCUGACAGCACCACAGUGGAGGAGCUAGGCCCUGACUCUACUGGGCUCACACUGAUUGUAGGGGCACCCCCCACCAUCCCUAGCCUGGCAGUGGGUGUGGAUGAGGGCAGAGUGCGUGUAGAGAGAGAGGUGGUGGAGAAACCAUUCCUCGGUGGGUAUAGACACAAGCUGACGGGAGUAGAAUACUUCAACGCUUCUGCUCAGACCAUAAAGAAACUACGCCACAGUGGAGUGACCUGCUAUCAGAGGGACACACAGACUGUACUCACCAAGAACAAACCUCAGCAAGUACACACUGAUGCUGCAACACAAAUGAAUAAGACUGGUUGCUUUAUGAGUACUCGAGAUGACAAGGUGAUACUAGGGACUGGAGUGUAUGAGACUGCGGACAUGUACCAUUACCGCCUUCUGAGUCAUGUGAUGCUCUUACAACGACAAUGGCGUGCUUGGCUAGCACGUCGCUAUGUAAAAGGAUUACGUCGUGACAAGAUAGCGAGGGAGCUAUGGGAGAGACAGGAAGCAGAGAGAAGGGCCAAGGAACGCCAGGACAGAGCCAAGAGAGACUUUGAUAGACGAAUGAACCCACGGACUAAAGAGGACUUUGACCUCCUCUACCACGCCCUAGAGAUGUGGCGUUUGGAUGAGAUGAAUCGUAUCAACCAGACCACCAGUGGACCAGAGCGCAAGGCGGCGUUGUGUGAACUAUUGGAACAUGAAUCACAGCUCAUUGCCUCCAUUGGGAAACACAAGGCAGUGGCAGGCAAGGAACACAAGAGCAAAGCCAUACAAAGAUUCCUAGAUUCUGCAGCUGCUCCCAAACGCUGGACUGCCUUUGAUGGUGGACUGACUGAAAUGGACACCCAAUUUACCAUCAGAGCACAGCAACUACGGGACAUUUACACAAGCAUCACCAUGGAAACAGUGACAAGAGAUGAGCGACUGGACAUCCUGUUAACUCUGAAGUGUACUGUCAAGGAGCAUGAUUGCAAGCUGACCAGGGAGCUAGUUGAGCUGGUGGACAGAGAAGCAGACUUGUUGGUGAGGGAAUUGGACUCUGGGGACAGCCUGAAAGGACUUCGCUCCAGGAUAGCUGGUCUGUUUUUCCAGUACUGCAAAGUUCCCCUGUUCAAUCCAGAGGCUGCUAAACACAUCCUUGUGCCCCAAGACCCAGCAUCUCUGAGGGCCAACAUCUACUACUGCAAGUCAUGCUGUAAAUACUUCUCCUCCACUGAGUUUGAGCUAUCCACCAACUCUAGAGCUGUGGGGAGGUGUAGGUCUUGCAGGGAGCUGGACAACAGAGCCAGGGCCAGGGAGGACCUCACACUGUAUAGAGCCAUGCUCAUCACCAUACGUACAACUGAGCAGAGCUGUGGAGACUCCUCUACAGUUAUAUUCCUCAUGCAAGAGCCUGAUCUACGUCAUCUGGUGGAGGGUAUCUGGGCUGGUCAAAGUGCUCUGAGUGCUGAGAAAGAUUUAUUUGAGUUGGUGCUUGUGCGUUGGAACAAUAGCAUUCAAUGGUCCCCUUGGAACACAGUGUGUCUCACUAGGGAUGAGGCUAAAGCUCAUUGCAAGCUGAGCAAUGUGUAUGAGGCUUAUGGCUAUGAGUUUGUUCGCAAGGUCCACUAUCGCCAUGUGCUAGCUAAAAGCUACUUCUCCAGUAUACCAGGCAUGAGGGAUCACAUGACUAGCAAGGUGAAGGAGGUACCACUGCCAAGACCCAAGGAGAGGGAACUAACAGUCACUCUAAAACACUAACUAACACUAUAACACUGUGUGUGUGUGUGUGUGUGUGUGUGCGUUGUAUUGGUGAAAAUACUUAAAAAGAAUUGAAAAAAAAAAAAAUUGU
Molecule: messenger RNA, 2140 nt
Organism: Halichondria panicea
Lineage: Eukaryota; Metazoa; Porifera; Demospongiae; Suberitida; Halichondriidae
Product: IQ motif and ubiquitin-like domain-containing protein
Exons: 11
Coding region: 64-2049 (661 amino acids)
Biological process (GO): cilium assembly
Cellular component (GO): motile cilium; acrosomal vesicle
Molecular function (GO): protein binding
Source: RefSeq, a predicted model, not a curated record